Molecule: messenger RNA, 899 nt
Organism: Prunus persica (peach)
Lineage: Eukaryota; Viridiplantae; Streptophyta; Magnoliopsida; Rosales; Rosaceae
Product: homeobox protein knotted-1-like 1
Exons: 4
Coding region: 173-595 (140 amino acids)
Cellular component (GO): nucleus
Molecular function (GO): DNA binding
Source: RefSeq, a predicted model, not a curated record
UAGACUAGUAUAUAUAUAGUUAAUGUGAACAAAAAUGGUAAGACUGACUUGUAUGAUGCAUAAUUGUUGUUAGUGCAGUCCAGAGAAUUUGUAUUUGCUUAUACUUAUAGGUAUAUAUAGCUAGAGUCGAUCUCCUCUCUCCAGGGUACGUUGGAAGAUUUGUAAUUAUAAUAUGGAAGGAGCUUUGAGUAGUUCUACUACUUACAAGGAGAAAGAAAAACAAGAGAAUGUUGAAGAUCAUGAGAUCCUCAAAAACAGAAUCUCUACCCAUCCCUUAUAUGGGCUGUUGGUUGAAGCUCACUUGGAUUGUUUGAAGGUCGGUGGAAUUAGUGGUGACCUAGACCUAGAGGGAGAUGUUAGCAGAGAUAUGAAGCAGCUUGACAACAAGUACAAGGCCAGUGAAAAUCGACAAUCUGACCUCGAUCACUUCAUGGAAGCAUAUUGCUUGGCACUUGGGAAGCUGAAAGAAGCAAUGGAGGAACCGCAGCAAACGUCGAUGGCCUUCAUAAGUAACAUGCACCUGCAACUCAAGGAGCUAACAGGAUCUCAUCAACCUGAACCGGCCACCUCACUUUCCGGUGAAAGCUACAAUUGAUUGUGCCUGCAGUCUGCAGACGAGCGAAAGGCCAGGAGGAUGCAGUGCCUUCAUGGAACCUGAUGAAUUUUUCCAGAAUAUAAUUUUUAUAUAUAUGGUAUGAUAUUUGCCUCCAAUCCAAUCACGUUUGCGAUUUGUGACACACUCCUGCGCAACAUGGCAUGUAAAAUUUGGUCCUUAUUUUAAUUAUGCGUCCAUCUCAAGCUGUUUCAUUUAUUAGUCUGAUAUUUCCAGGGAAUCAAACAAAUUGAACGAAGCUGGUUUUGUAUUCACCAACCAAUCUAUUUCCAACUCAUUAUUUUUG